UCACUCAGCCAGUGGCUCGGGUCUGGGAUAAAUUGCCUGAGUGUGUCAAGGGCGGUUUUCAGAAGAGAAAAUAAUCAGAGAGGCUGCAGGGAAAACGUGGGGGGGAGCAGGACUGGGUGAGGCGCUCAUGAAGAGGGGCUAGCACAGACAAAGGGGAGCUGAAUGGCCUCCUGUGUUACUGUAACCGUUCGCAGUCUUAAUUUCAGUACCUCCACAAAGUGGAGUCUAAGCAAGGGACCUUCAGGGAGGCAGUGCGUUCUGAAGGGCUGGGGGACAUCUGUUAAAUACAAUGUGCCACUUGACUUCUUGAAGGGAGACAAAGGGUUAAAGACCCAGUCAGCAGAUGUGGGCCAGACUGUGGGGAGAGGGAACACCCAGCUGAGAAUUGAAUCUUUGCCUGUCAGUGUUGUAGACGAGAUUGGGGAAGGGAGGGAGACAGAGUGAGAGAGAGAGAGAACGAUGGAGAUUUCAAAUAAACUGCUUUCCACACAGUGCUGCUCCUACGUACUGGCUCUGCUCUUCUCCCUGUUUGUGGUGGUGCCCCUGGCAGAGAAUGGACGAGAAUUCAAAGGGAGGUGCCUGCUCUUCAGCCGGGCCUUCUGGAGGGAGGAGAACAGCACUGGCUCACUCAUCAAUCGCUUCGUGGUGGAGGAGUGGGGGCCUACGGCUGCCUGCCAGUUCUGCACCUUUGUGGGAUUCUUCACCCUCAUCUUCUGCGCUGUGCAGGCCUGGCGGACCCUGUUCUACCUCUGCAAGGGGCACGAUGAUACAUUCUUCUCCGCCUUCCUGAACCUGGUGCUGAGCUGCUCUGUGUUGUUCCUCACCAUCGUCGCCUGUGUGAUGAUCAGCGUGGGCUUCAACAUCUGGUGUGAUGUGGUCACUGACCAUGGCAACAUGCCCAUGAGCUGUGAGGAGAUCCAGUCGGUGAACCUGCACCUCGACGUAGACACAUCCACCUUUUAUGUCCACUUCAGGAUUGCACAGUUCGGCCUGUGGAGUAUUUGGACCAUUUGGGUGCUGCUGGGCGUGCUUGCCUUCCUGAAGGUUUACCGAAAUUACAAACGCAAAGAGCUGGCUCGCUGCCUGUCCCGGGAAAAGGAGCUCCUGCUUGACCGUUCGCUGCACAGCCGGCCCUUGUCCGAGGAGCAGGCCGACCUCCCCAGCGUCUUCAUCUGAGGUGACCGCUCCCCCGUGGGUCAAUACCGGGCACAGAUGCAAACUCUGCAGACCAAUGCACCCCUAGGCGAGCCUGGAGCCUCGGGCCUAUAUAAAUAGCCUUUAGUGGGAAUAGACAAGUCAGUGACCCCUGCCCUGUUCAGGCACGAGGGGUCUGGGAGUUAACCACUCAGAUAUUUUUGUUUGGAGUUUGCUUCGUGGGCCGCUCCAGAAUUCUGCCUUGCCUGGCCCCUACACUGUAUCAGCUUGUCAUCAGCAGUUUGGUUUCAUCACCUUCCGAUUUUAUUACCCCCAUCCCACGGCCUCUCUGUGCUCCCACCGCCCGUGAGGUCAGGUCAGUGAUUGUGAAGUUCGACCGUGAAGGGCGUCACGGUUUCUGACCCCCCCCCCCCACUUUCUCUGGUAGAAAGUGAGGACUGCAGACGCUGGAGAUCAGAGUCGAAAGAGCG
Molecule: messenger RNA, 1625 nt
Organism: Chiloscyllium plagiosum (whitespotted bambooshark)
Lineage: Eukaryota; Metazoa; Chordata; Chondrichthyes; Orectolobiformes; Hemiscylliidae
Product: transmembrane protein 179-like
Source: RefSeq, a predicted model, not a curated record